Lampris incognitus (smalleye Pacific opah) is the source of this 1683-nucleotide messenger RNA. Its product is annotated as ubiquitin carboxyl-terminal hydrolase 47-like. The transcript is spliced from 14 exons. Gene Ontology annotation, cellular component: nucleus; cytosol. Gene Ontology annotation, biological process: protein deubiquitination. Bases 218 to 1480 code for a protein of 420 amino acids. Gene Ontology annotation, molecular function: cysteine-type deubiquitinase activity; cysteine-type endopeptidase activity. NCBI's taxonomy places the organism in Eukaryota, Metazoa, Chordata, Actinopteri, Lampriformes, Lampridae. The record is from RefSeq and is a predicted model, not a curated record.
GGACAACGAAAACGAAAGAUGCACGUGAGCUUUGUCGUCGGACGAGUCUGCUUACUCUUUCUUGUCACAAAGCCUGUAAGUUUGCAUAGAGGGUGAAGCUCGGCAAAGAGAAUGGGUUUCUUGUGUGCCUCUUGUCAAUGCACACGUGUUCGUGCAGACGCACGUGUAGGCUCGUACCCACCAUACUAGGACCGCCACACCCUUCACGGAAAACCUAAUGGGAAAGAAACGACUCAAACAGCAGCGGAAAAGAGGUACUCCGGCAAUAAAAUCGGGACUGGUCUACCAUGGCUUGUACAAUCAAGGAGCCACCUGCUAUCUGAACAGCGUUCUGCAAGUCCUCUUCAUGACCAACGAAAUUGAAGGAAGGUUUGACUGCAACAUUCAGGCAGAUCUGCAGCUAAAGAAAACGUCUGAAGAUUUGAAAAGCGGAGUCUGUCACACAACAAAUAUAACGUCAACCCUCGGGAUUCAGAAUGUUUAUGAACAGUGUGAUGCAGCUGAGUGUCUGGAGAAGAUACUGCAUGUGGUCAGUCCUGCAGUUUCUGAAAUCUUCCAAGGACAGCUGAGAUACAGAACCAAGUGCUCCGAGGAACAUGAUGUGAUUGAAGAAAAGAGUUCCUUUUUCAUCCUCCCAUUGUCCAUACAUGCUACCCGCGGUCAGUCCUACAGCGUGAAAAGGGGCUUUGAAAUGCUGUUCCAUCCUGCAACAUUCAGUGGAGAAAAUAAUGUGUACUGCAACGCAUGUGAAAGAAAAACAGAGGCAACUACGGAAUGUCAUAUGGACAAAUACCCUCAGAUUUUGAUUAUGCUCCUCAAGAGGGUUGACAUCAACUACAGCAGAAUGUCAGCAGUUAAAACUGACUGCUUUGUGGCUGUGCCGAGCAGUUUACAGAGAGAGAAGGUGAGCUACGAACUCUAUGGAAUAGUGGAUCACUCUGGUAGCGUAAGUGGUGGCCAUUAUACGGCAACAAUCCAGUCCAGUGAGGACAAAAUGUGGUACGUGUUUGACGAUUCACACAUUUACAAGGCCAAAAGGCAACCAUUUGUGAAAGAAGGGACAUACAUGUCGCGUGAUGCGUAUCUGCUCAUGUACAGAAAAGUACCAGGGUCUCAGAUGCCUUUAUCCGGUGACACCAGUCCACAGUGGCCUCUCCCAGGGGCCAAGGGCGGCGAGGCCUGGAGCGCCACCUUGGACCAAGUGAAGGGAGAUGAGGUUGAACACGGCAGAAACGCAGAAAGAAAUGAUGACGGUGAUGACAGACAGAUGGAAAAGUACGGCCAGGCCAGGGAACAGGGGAGACGAUGGCCCGAUGGGGAAAAUGAAGAUGAGGAAAGGGGUGGUACCUCAAAGACAAGGCCUGAAGGGCAGUUUUCAACACGACGCCUUUGCUGUUGGUUUCGCAUCUAUGGCCGCCGAGCUACGGCCUUUGCUCUUUGCUGUGUUGUAAUACCUCUGUUGUAUAGGUGCAAAAAGUAAUGAAAAUUCCUGCUCAGCUAUAGGAAAAACACUCUGCAUAGAGGCCAGACCACCUUUGGGCCUUGUGAAAUGGGCUAAAAGGAAAACGUUUUGCGUUGUUCGACUGUGUUGCAGUCAGAUACUACACCUCAACACGUCUGCAGAGAUUCAGGGAUUCAAAAUAAACUUUCUCUGGAGCCCGUCUGCUCCGUACCACAACACGG